AGGUACCUUGAGAUCUGAUUUGCCGCAGACACAACCAACGAUUCGCCUGUCGGUGCCACCUCAACAGUUGGAUUAGGAUGUCGGACGACUUUUUGAAGGUUUCCGUUGAGGACACACCGGCACCUCCACCAUACCCGUCAGCAGAGAGCAGCAGCAACAACCAAUACCCGAAUGAGAGUGAACAAGGAGGGUACUCUCAUGGAGCCCCGCCCCCUAAAAGUAGGCCCCCAGAUCAAGGAUAUGGACCAACAAAUCCUGCUUAUGGACCUCAAAGUGGGGGAACCACUGUCAUCAUCAACCAACCAAGGUUCGUACCGCCGAAGGACGCAUUCAAUGAGGAACCAAUCAGAAUGAAAUGUGAUGCUUGUCACCAGGAAAUACUCACCUCUAUUCAUUACGAGACAGGAAUGAUGGUCUACCUUAUAUCUAUUGUCUGCUGUGUGUUGGGAUUAGUGGCGGGAUGCUGUUUGAUACCGUUCUGUGUGAACAUCUUCAAGGACGUCAUUCACUCCUGUCCAAACUGUCGACACCAACUUGGCGUGAUGAGACGAAUGUAGCGCGGACAACGAAAUGUCCAUUGCUGUUGAUCAAAUCAUCUGUGACCUUCGAAGGGGAGACCACUCCCGAGUAUUUGUUUUAGAGACAUGUACGCGUGUUGUACAGUGAUAUUAGUUGGUGGUAUUAACACUAUGUUUGGACAAAGAGUUCGUCGUGAAAUGUAGAUUCUUCAAAUAAGAGUUGUUGAGUCCUCGUUAGGGGUGGUAUAAGUAACUGACAUUAAUAUACUUCCUAACACCAUAUACACCACGAAUAAUUUAAAUUUCACAAAGCACAUAAUUAUCCUCUGUACCACAACCAAGUAUUAACGACAAAUUAAAACUAAAAACCACCACUCCCCUGACACAGAAAAGACUGAAAGACUGAAAAAAUGGCUGGUAUAUCUAUUAUUAUAUUAUAUAUUAUCACAUAUCUCCUGUUCGAAACCUGAUAAAUUAACGUAGCCGCCGUAUUAAAAUGUUUUGUUGUUGA
Messenger RNA from Pecten maximus, 1029 nucleotides. RefSeq names its product lipopolysaccharide-induced tumor necrosis factor-alpha factor homolog. The record is from RefSeq and is a predicted model, not a curated record. Bases 78 to 557 code for a protein of 159 amino acids. Lineage: Eukaryota; Metazoa; Mollusca; Bivalvia; Pectinida; Pectinidae. The transcript has 6 exons. Gene Ontology annotation, molecular function: zinc ion binding.